AUGCGGGAGCGGGACCAGAUCGUAUCCGCUGCGCAGCAGCUCCAGGCCGAGCUGCAGGCCGCGGCCGCAGCCGCCGCCGAGGGGCGCGCGGCGGCGGCCGCGGCGGACGGCGCGAAGCGGGAGGCCGAGGCGCUCCGGCAGGAGGCCGGCACCCUGGUAGAGGCGCGCCGCGCGGCCGAGCAGGAGUUGGCCGAGGAGCGCGCCGCCCGCGCCGCCGCGGAGGAGGCGCGCGCGCGCGCCGAGGGCGAGCGGUCGCGGCUGCAGCGCGCGCGGGACGACCUGGCGGCGGCGCUGCGGGUCGCGGAGCAGCGGGCGGAGGAGGCG
Messenger RNA from Monoraphidium neglectum, 324 nucleotides. RefSeq lists its product as hypothetical. NCBI's taxonomy places the organism in Eukaryota, Viridiplantae, Chlorophyta, Chlorophyceae, Sphaeropleales, Selenastraceae. The record is from RefSeq and is a predicted model, not a curated record. The transcript is spliced from 2 exons. The annotation marks the transcript as partial.